UCUAUCUGUGUUAUCACGUGACACGACCCGCCGGAGUAGCUCGGAUCUUAUUUGGGUAAAAUUUCCUACUUCGUUGAAAAUUUAGAACACACCUUUCGUAAUCAAUCAUUUACAAAAAAUAUAGCGAAUUAAUUAGCGCACUACCUUUAUGGCGGAGUAGCAAAGUUUAAUGGUGGAAUGCAUUUUUGCUGGUUUUGCUUGGAAUAGCCGGGGAGCAGUACGGCAGUACCGGCUGGCGCGGUUGAAAGCCGGUCGUCGUUCGGAAAUAGUUUCUUCUUUGUACGAAAAAAAAAAAAAAAAGGCGCCAACAUGUCGGAGAUUCUUCUGAGUAAGAAAUUCUGAAGGGAUCCUGCCGUGCGCCUGGUAUGCCUUCCCUUGCUGAACUUUCGCGCGACGUCAGUGGUAUUUGUGAUGCAAGUCGCCACGCACGCCCUUUUGAUUGUGCAUGCGUGCUAUCAGCCGUGUAGCAAGGCUUGCUACCCCUCGGACUCCGUGUGCGCUGGAUAGCCCUCUAAUUUGCACGGAGCCGACGUCCCUGAAGUAGAGUCAAGGUGGUCGACACGUCUCCACAGCGAAUCUCUUGAACGAACAGCUGUGCAAGAAGUCCGCAGCUAUGGAGAACAUCAUCACCUCACCGAAUGACACGAGGUCGUACCGGGUGAUCACCCUGGCCAACGGUCUCACGGCUCUUCUAAUCUCGGACCACAAGGUGAGGGCACCGUCCUCCCACCAUUCUUCGUCUUCACCCAACUCAUCUCAAAGAGUAAGCCACGAGCAGCUAUCAGUGGUCGAGGAAGCUCCUAAGGAUAAUGGCUGCGCGGUAAGCUGUUUACCGCUGCCACCAAAGAUCAGCAUCGCGUCCUCUAUUGCGAAUUACAUCACAGAGAGAAAAUACGAAGACGUCAGUCAUGAUAAUAAGAGCCAUGGGCCGGACGUGUCGGCAGGGCGUUCAUGUUCUCCAGAUUCUCUCUUGCCACUUUCCGACGAAGGUUCUUCCGACGAGAGCGCUAGCGACGAUGAAGACGCCAGUGGUCCCGACUCGGAGAUGGAAGGUAACAGCGACACGGAAUCGGGCCAUCCUUCUCAAUCGGAAAGCAAGCCCCUCAAUACUAAGAAGGAAAAGAUGGCAGCAGCCGCUCUCUGCGUUGGAGUCGGGAGCUUCCAUGAGCCGAAGCAUCUGCAAGGUCUUGCACACUUUCUCGAACACAUGGUGUUCAUGGGCAGCGAGAAGUACCCACGAGAAAACUACUUCGAUGCCUUCCUUAACAAGUAUGGCGGAAGUGACAAUGCAUAUACUGAGUGCGAGAAAACUGUCUACAAGAUGGAAGUUCAUCAAAAACAUCUUGGCCGGGCCCUCGACAUUUUUGCUAACUUCUUUGUUGCACCGCUUAUCAAGGAGGAGAGCAUGGAAAGAGAACUUCAAGCCAUCGACAAUGAAUUCCAACUGGUGCUACCAUCAGACUCCUGCCGUCACCAGCAGCUCCUGGGAAGCAUUGCUCAUGAAGCACACCCAAUGCGGAAAUUUAUGUGGGGGAACACCAAGUCUCUGAAGGAGGUUCCUCUGACCGAUAAUGUUGACGCUCAUGCUGCACUAAGAAGUUUCUUUGAAGAAAACUACAGCCCUGAGCUUAUGACACUGGCUGUUCAGUCAAAGCAUUCUUUGGAUGAUCUGGAGCAGAUGGUUAGCAAGAUCUUCUCUGCUAUCCCCAAAAGGACAGCCAAGAGUGAGUUGACAGGUUUCCUGCCUCGUGAGCCUUUCCCAUUGGAACAGUUCACAAAACUGUACAAGGUGCAGCCAGUGAAGAAGGUGAACAACCUGUCAGUUACUUGGGCAUUGCCAUCCUUACUCCACGAGUACAAGACCAAGCCUCUUGAGUACAUUUCUUAUGUUGUGGGCCAUGAAGGUGCUGGAAGCAUCCUGGCAUACUUGCGAGAGAAGUCGUGGGCUCUCAGCUUGGUUGCUGGCAAUGAAGGAACUGGUUUCCAUCAUAACUCUACUUGCUCGCUGUUUAAUGUUACCAUUUCUCUCACAGAGGACGGUCUAAAGCAUAUCGGUGAGGUGUUGACUGCUGUAUUUGGCUUUCUUGCCAUGGUUCAGCGAAAGGGUCCAAUCGCGAGCAUUUUUGAUGAAAUUCGUACUGUCUCGGACAACAACUUUCGCUGGUGCGAAGAAGAGAGCCCCUUGGACUAUGUCGAAAGGCUCUGUUCAAACAUGCAGCUGUACCCUCCUCAGCAUUACCUUCUUGGCGAGACCUGUCUUUUCGAAUAUGACCCAGCAAUAAUUCAGAGCUGCUUGGAUAUGCUGGUUCCUCAGAAGGCAAACAUCAUGAUUAUCUCUUGCCGGUACCAGAAGCAAGGAAUCUGCACCCUGAAAGAGCCGUACCUAGAAACACAAUAUUGUGUGCAAGACAUUCCGCAGGAAUGGAUAUCCGCAUGGGCUAACUUGACGCCGGAUCCCUACUUCGACGUGCCCCAGCCGAACAAAUACAUUGCUACUGACUUCAGCCUGAAAGAGGAAUCUGAUUAUCAGUCUGAACUACCUGUCCAAGUGCAUGAAACUGGAUGCUACCGGUUGUGGUACAAAAAGGAUACCAAGUUUAAUGUUCCUAAAGCGUGUAUCUACUUUCAGCUUAUCUCUCCUGUCAUGUACAUGUCACCAGAGAAUGCUGUUCUCAUGGAUCUUCUGGGAGACAUCCUGCUUCAAAACAUGAGUGAGGAGACAAAUGCAGCUGUGUGUGCUUCCCUUGACUUCUCCAUCUCUGUCCAUGAAAAUGGCCUAACCAUACGUGUCAUAGGUUUCAAUGAGAAACUUCCUGUUCUUUUUGAUGUCAUCUUGCAUCAUUUGGCCAACUUUGAGGUUAAGCAGGAGCUAUUUGACAACCUCAAGAAGCACUUACACAAGCGGUACUACAAUGACUUCAUGAAGCCAUCGCGUCUCUCUACAGACACACGUUUUUCUAUUUUGCACCAGUGCCACUGGUCCCACAUAGAGAAGCGCACCAUCAUCAAGGAUGUGACAGUCUCAUCAUUGUUGUCCUUUGUGAAACUGUUCAAAAACCACCUCUUUGUUGAAGGGCUGGUUCAUGGCAACAUGACUUCAUCAGAAGCUAUUUCUCUGGCAGAGCUCGUGGUGAACAAACUUGACUGCAAGCCACUGCCUUCCUGCAUGAUCCCUGAGGCAAGGGUGAUGAAAAUCCCACAUGGCAACUACUACUGCAGGGUAGCCUCGUUUAAUCUGGAAGACCCCAAUUCUGUCAUUGUCAACUACUACCAGCUGGGGCCAGGUGAUGUGAGUCAGCACGUGCUUGUUGAGCUCAUGAUCAACUUCAUGGAGGAGCCAUGCUUUGACACGCUGCGAACAAAGUCCCAGUUGGGCUACGACGUGAACUGCUCCAACAGAAACACCAACGGCAUUGUCGGAUUUACUGUCAGUGUGUCUUGUUCGGCUGAGAAAUUCACCUGCACCUAUGUGGACCAGCAGAUCGAGGCAUUCCUGGGUAUGUUUGCCAAAAAGAUGACCGAGUUAACCCAGGAGGAGUUUUCUACUCAAGUUUCAUCACUUGUGAAGCAAAAGAACUGCUCGGACCUUUACCUCCAAGAAGAGUCGGACCGACACUGGCAGGAGAUAGCAUCCUUUGACUAUCUCUUUGAUCGACUGCACCGGGAAAUUGAGUUUCUCAAGAACCUGUCACUGGAAGAAUUCAAGAAUUUUUGCAAGAUUCUGCUUCCACUUGACCACCGCACAGAACCUCUACGACGGAAGCUUUCCAUCCAGAUUGUCGGCUAUGGUGAAGCUGCAAUUGCAGAGUCCAAGCCUUUUGGAUCACUCUCCUUGGAAGCGUCAUCUUCAACCACUGUGGAUGUCGAGGACAGCUCAGUCAAUCGAGCACUUUCUUUCGAGCGGUGCAUUGAGCAGAUGCAUCAUGUCCAUCCCUGGAAGCAACCGAAGCAGUCUCCUGAGCAAAAUGGCAACGAUGACAGCAGCAGCGAGGACAUCACAUACUUGCUGCAGUUUCUGGAAUCUGCCGUGAAAAUUGAGGAUUCAACAUUCAUUGGGGAUGUGACAUUGUUCAAGCGACAACUACCCGUGUACCCAUUUGUAAGAGUAGACUCGUAGUGCCUUUGUCUGGAGCUGCACCAGUGAAAUAUGUCUGACUGUGGUCUAUAUUAGUUUUUCUCAAUGAACUUUGUCAAUGAAUUGUUUGUGCUGCUUUUCAGAAAAGCUACAGGGUCUACUUUUGCUCCUGUUUGGUAUUUGAAUAGCAUGAAUGAAAUAAGGUGCCUCUUGAGUGAGUGAUAACUUGCUUUAAUUAAUGGGUUUAUACAUUUCUUCUUAGUUUCUACCUACACUGUGAUUUGUUUGUACUUACAAAGUGUGCCUAUUGUAUUGUAAAAGAAACGGUAGCAUUUCAGAUCUAUAGGCAUUGUCUGACUCAUUGAUUUUGUCGGCAGGGAAGUUUGAACUAUGUUUCUAACCACAAACAGAUGGUGUAGCAGAUUACAAUCGACCAAGGAGUGCUUGUAUGUUUGCUUUUUCUCAGUUUAAAUGUGUGCUCUAUAUUGGUGUUUUGAAAUAUAGGGUUAUUUGUACUUUUUAAUAGGACAAUUUUUUUAUAUUUUUUCACAUAAGUCAAAUAAAGUUUAUAGCUUGGAA
This is a messenger RNA of Ixodes scapularis (black-legged tick), 4654 nucleotides long. RefSeq names its product nardilysin. The transcript has a single exon. NCBI's taxonomy places the organism in Eukaryota, Metazoa, Arthropoda, Arachnida, Ixodida, Ixodidae. Bases 614 to 4117 code for a protein of 1167 amino acids. The record is from RefSeq and is a predicted model, not a curated record. Gene Ontology annotation, molecular function: metal ion binding; metalloendopeptidase activity. Gene Ontology annotation, biological process: proteolysis.